AAUAAAGGAAAUUUUAUGAAUAAUUUGUGGAAACAUUAUAAUGGAAAGUUAUAUGUGAGUGUGAUACGUGCGUGCUGUGUGUGAAUGUGAGUUGGCUACGUGAUAUAUUUAAUAGCUUGAUUAUACUCUCUGUUUCUUUUUUUUAUUUCUUUCUUUCUUUUACAUCUCGUCUAGACAGAUAUUAAGGUAUAAAAUUUCUUACCGGAAAAGCACGUAUACGCAUUUUGCCCUCCUUCUUUGGCAAAGCACUGCUCUUCAUCAUGUCGAAUGAAAUGUUCAAGAAGAAUUUUUGAAAAGUAUAUCCUCUUCUCUUCGCCUACGGUAAUGUCGUACUGUGUAUACACAUUGACAUACCACUCUUAAAUGAACCGAAUAUUCUUCAUUCGCGCAUUGAAAAACAGCCGAGGAUCGGCUUCACAAGGUUAAAUCGCGCUCGACACUACACGCGAUAUAUUCUAUGUAGUUAAGUUUCGUAAACCUUUAUCACUGGCGCGUACAUUUAUUAAGACGAAGGACUUGACAAGAAAUCGAGAUACUCUUCAUACUCGUACACACCGAAAUGGGGGAAGAUAGUUAAGGGUUGACGGGCAAGGGGGAGAAAAUGCAAGAAAGAAAUGAUAGAACAGAGUUGUGCGGCGGAUCAUAGGGAAAACGCGUACACAUAGAAAGCGUCUGUUGUUGUGUCCGGCUAUCGGUACUAUUGUUUUUAUCGACUACGAUAAUAUUUUCAAGAUUUUUAACAAUUUCCUAAUAAUUCAGUUAAUGUUCUAACAAAACUGUUCAAUGACUAUUCGAAUAUAAGGUUUAAUCUGAUUUUACGAGCCUGAUUACUUGUGCACUAUCUAUUCAUGUACCCAGACCACCAACCAAUACCCACGAUAAACGGUAUACGUGGAUACACGACUUCUCUCUUGACUGCAUCUUUCUUAAACAACAGAUGGCAUAACGGAACCGUAUAUUCCACCAAUAUGUAUGUAUGUAUGUACUACGUACUGAAUACUCCAGAUGUAACUUCAUCAAUUCUGUGAUUAUCGUAUUCAGAUGAUUCAAUUUUACUUAUUUUUAAUUCUUAUUUGAUUUUUUUAAAUAAUUAUUUUCAUUUUUGAUUCAUACAGAACAAUGAAGGAUAUAAUAAAAUUUUAUUAUAUGAAACAAAAUUUGUUUCCUUUUUUGUCAUUAUUUCAUAUAUACAAGUAACAUUCUCUUAUAAGGCAAAUAGACAUUUUGAAUAUAGAAAUGUCCCGAAUGGAUGAUAUUAAACAAUAUUUUGUCGUAUCAAACUAGUCAUCCAAUCAACGUUCUUUAUUUACAUUGGAUAUUUCAUGAAAAUGUAUAUAUAUAUAUAUGUAUAUAUAUAUAUAUAUACAUAUGUAUAUAUAUAUAUAUAUAUAUGUGGUAUUGGCUGAGUUCCUUCAAACGUUCAAAACUGCUUUCAAAUCAUAGAAACAGAAGAUAAAAUUCCAGAUAUAUGUUGGCCUUAUAAUAAAUCAUAUUAAUUAAUAUUAUUUUUAUUUAUAACCUAAUAAUUUUAUAUAAAGUUGCCGAAUAUAAGGUCAAUAUCUUACAAUUUUCAGUUCCAAUAUUCACUUGUUAUACAAGCAAAAAGAUAUGUUUCAAUUACAUUUAUAAUUACAUUGAUGGUUUACAAAUUAAUAUAUAUGAAAUGUAUACUAAUAUAAAAUGGAAGAAAAACCUUUAUGAAUUUACCGAUUUACCUGAUAAUUAUACAGACAGCACAUUUUUGACAGAAUUACGUAAGAAUGUAAAAUCGGAUUAUGUUUCUAGAUUAGAAGCUAUUAAUUUAGGUGCUAGUAUAUCGAUUCGAUUAAGUAUUCCAGUUCUCUUUGUUAUCAUAUUUAUUUGGUUAUAUAAUGAAUGGACGACUCCAAAUGUCAUUAUUAUAUCUGAAAUAGUUUUAACCAUUUUUGGAUAUUUAUUUUAUAAUAUAAAAAUAUUAAAUAUGUCAAAGCGACUGUCAGAAGAUCUUAGAACAACUUUAAUUUUUCUUAUUUUUGGAUAUAUUUUAUCACCGGUUUUGCGUACAUUAACUGAAACCAUUAGUACUGACACAAUAUAUGCUAUGACUAUAUUAAUGUUUCUCACUCAUUUAAUAUUUAACAAAUAUGGUUCUACGGAAAUCUUUUUUUCUGAUUCCUUGUCUAUCAAUUCAUCUAUUUUCGGUUCAUUGAUGUUAGCAUCCAGACUUGCUUCUCCUUUACAUGCAUUUUCACUUUUAACUGUUUCGGUACAAUUUUUUGUAUUAUUUCCUAUAUUAUUGUCUCACAUAAAUAACAAAGUAAUUAUAUCAAUCGUAAUAACUAUAGGAACAAUAUAUUUGUUAUUACCUAUGUCUAAUGUAUGCUCCUAUGUUUUUAUCAUAGUUAUAGUAUUCAUUCAUUUCAUUUGUCCACUUUGGUAUAUUAGAUGUAAACAAUUUAAAAAUAACAUCUAUGGUCCUUGGGAUGAAGCAAUCAUCAUUUCCUAAUUGUUCUAAUAAUAUUAAUUUUGUAAAAUAAUAAAUAUUACUAUUGUUAUUGUUAUUAACAAGUUAUCGAAAAAAAAAAACAUUUACCAAGUAAAACAAGUGUUUUUAUUCUUCUUUGUAUCACCUUUAUAUUGUAGUGUAAUAAAUAUUAAUGAAGCAUAGAUAUAUUAUAAAAUAAUUAUAAGUGAAAUUGAAAUUAUAUGAAGAUUAAAUAUUUUUAUACAUUAAAUGAAAGAAAUUUGUAUAAUUGUUUAAUAGAAUUUAGUUGGAUUCAACAGGUGACUAUUCAACAAUAUGAUCGCUAGUGGCGCAAUAAUCGCAGAAAAAAGAAUGAAGUAUAUGUGUACACACAUAUAUACGUCAGAAUUGAGUACUAACAAUCGUAAAAAUUUGGAUAUUUAUCCAAUAAAAUUACAUAUUUUAUAUUAAUUUUACUUUAUAUUACCAAAUAAUUUUGAUUACUAUUUCUGAUACCUAUUGAUGAUAUACCAAAAAAAUAUGUAAAAAUAUAUUUCAUAUACUUACCUGUA
Vespa velutina is the source of this 3015-nucleotide messenger RNA. It is a transcript of the gene PIG-C, whose product is annotated as phosphatidylinositol N-acetylglucosaminyltransferase subunit C. The record is from RefSeq and is a predicted model, not a curated record. The transcript has 2 exons. The coding region runs from base 1664 to 2485 and encodes 273 amino acids. Gene Ontology annotation, biological process: GPI anchor biosynthetic process. Gene Ontology annotation, cellular component: membrane; glycosylphosphatidylinositol-N-acetylglucosaminyltransferase (GPI-GnT) complex. NCBI's taxonomy places the organism in Eukaryota, Metazoa, Arthropoda, Insecta, Hymenoptera, Vespidae.